AUGCCUCACAAACACAAGAGACGCGGCGAAGCCGACAAAUCCCAAUUCAACCUCCCACCCGAAGAAAUCGCCAAAGCCCUUCCAGUCCGCGACCCAAGCAAACCCAAGCAAAACAAUGGCAAGAAAGGCAAAGGCAAAAACCAACAGGCCCAGGCCCAAACUCCCAGCGCCAACAAAGCGCCCAAUCACCGCCGCAAAGGUGUUUCCGAAGACGAUACGCCCAAAGCAUUCCUCCGACUAAUGCAGUUCCAAACGACGGGCAAACGAGCGCCAUCUGGUCUGGAGACAGGCGAGAGUACCAAGAAGAGGAAGCGGGCGGAGAAAACCACAGACUCGAACAAGAAACCUGCUACGGAGAAGGUUGCUGCCUCUACUACUGCCAAGGCUGAGAAGCAGGGCCUGAAGAUCAUGCCUGGGGAGCGACUUGCUGAAUUUGCAGCGAGGGUUGAUCGCGAAAUGCCACUUUCGCAAAUGACUAAGACUAGCAAGUCUGGGGAGGCUAAGGCGAAUGAGCAGAGGAAGAGGACGAAGCAUGAGAAGCAUUUGCGGAGAUUGCAGAGUGGGUGGCGUGAGGAGGAGGCUAAGAUUAAAGAACGGGAAGAGGAGGAGAGGGAAGAGCGCGAGGCGGAAAUGGAGGUUGAGUUGCAGCAGUGGAAGGAUUGGGAGAUUGAGGCUGGUGGGAAAGCUAAGAAGAGGGCUCUUGUUGCGAAGAAGAAGAAGAAUAAGGAUGGUGGUGAUAGUGGUGACGAUGACCCUGAUCCUUGGGCGAAGUUGAAGAAGAGAGAUCAAGAACGGAAGAAGAAUCCGUUUGAGGUUGCGCCUGCGCCGCCUUCGUUGAUUAAGCCUCGGGAGAUUUUCAAGGUCCGUGGUGGUGCUAAGGUUGAUGUUGCCAAUGUGCCUUCUGCUGUUGGUAGUUUGCGACGACGUGAGGAGUUGGCUGGUGAGCGGAGGAGCAUUGUUGAAGAGUAUCGGAAAUUGAUGGCCGAGAAGCGCCAGUGA
Penicillium salamii is the source of this 999-nucleotide messenger RNA. NCBI's taxonomy places the organism in Eukaryota, Fungi, Ascomycota, Eurotiomycetes, Eurotiales, Aspergillaceae. The record is from the annotation of a GenBank genome assembly.